AUGAACAAGAUAAUUGGGCAGCUCGCAAAGCAGCAGCCGAAAUUCUUCAGAGUCAGUUAUUCGACCGAGUACAAGACUUUUAUCACGAAUCAUAUACUGGCCGACCCAUGGCACCCAGUCCACGAAACGCAGAAGAGAAGAUUCAAAGAGCGACCCAGGGAAGGUCUUUGGUGGCACGUGACUACUGCUGCUGAUCUAAGUAAAUCAAGCUGCGUGCGAUCCUGGUCCCGGCGGCGUCUACGAAAUGCGAUUGUCGAGGAACUACGAGCGCGAGGGUUCGAUGAAAAUGGCAAAGCCAUAAUCUCCAAAAAAUUUAACAGCGGCAACACCGCGUUGAGGAGCACAUUUCCCAGUAGUCCGGCCAUCCAAGGAAGUCUGAGGCUGCAUGCGCAACCGCCACUCAUCCCCGCCAAGUUCACCGAAGUCAAGGCUGAGGUUGGAAGGACAGUCGACAUCAUCCUGGCGGCCUCCAUGCCCACAAGCAAUCGUCCAACAUCUUACCAAAAGCCUAUUCAAACGCCACCUCGAAAGCCGUUUCAGAAGGGCCAGCAGAAAAGACCACAAGCCUCACGGGCCUGA
This is a messenger RNA of Parastagonospora nodorum SN15, 579 nucleotides long. RefSeq lists its product as hypothetical. The record is from RefSeq and is a predicted model, not a curated record. The transcript has a single exon. Bases 1 to 579 code for a protein of 192 amino acids. Lineage: Eukaryota; Fungi; Ascomycota; Dothideomycetes; Pleosporales; Phaeosphaeriaceae.